Molecule: messenger RNA, 444 nt
Organism: Phytophthora sojae
Lineage: Eukaryota; Oomycota; Peronosporomycetes; Peronosporales; Peronosporaceae
Exons: 1
Coding region: 1-444 (147 amino acids)
Molecular function (GO): DNA-binding transcription factor activity
Source: RefSeq, a predicted model, not a curated record
AUGACCGCCGUCUUCUGCCCCAAUGCCACGCACAAGCGCGUGCCCCCCAGUGCCACCUCCAACGACAAGAAGCAGCGCAAGAGCCGACGCAAGUUCGACCUCACGUACGAGUUCCUCUCGCAGUACUUCCACAUGUCCCAGAAGGAGGCGGCCAAGUGUCUGAAGGUGUCGGUCAUCACGGUCAAGCGCAACUGCAAGCGCUACGGCUUCAAGUGGCCCUACCGAGCCAACAAGUACAAGGCCGGCAACAGACCCGUGCUGUCCGCCAAGGGCCAAGCCUUCAAGCAGCUGCCGCUCGACUGCAUGGAGGAGGAAGUUGAGGAGGUGAAAGAGGAGCUGAGCGAGGACGACACCGACACGGAGAGUGUAGAGGACACCGAGCAGCUGCAGAAGAGCUACAGUGCUAUCUUGCUGACGUUUCGCAAGGCCCCGAUCGAUGUUUGA